This is a messenger RNA of Melopsittacus undulatus (budgerigar), 667 nucleotides long. Its product is annotated as E3 ubiquitin-protein ligase TRIM7-like. Gene Ontology annotation, molecular function: protein binding; ubiquitin protein ligase activity. The coding region runs from base 1 to 534 and encodes 177 amino acids. NCBI's taxonomy places the organism in Eukaryota, Metazoa, Chordata, Aves, Psittaciformes, Psittaculidae. Gene Ontology annotation, biological process: regulation of gene expression; innate immune response; protein ubiquitination. The transcript is spliced from 2 exons. The record is from RefSeq and is a predicted model, not a curated record. Gene Ontology annotation, cellular component: cytoplasm.
AUGAGUGGAAGAGGCACCGUGAGCCUGGACCCGAGCAGCGCUCACCCCCUCCUGCUGCUGGCUGCUGAUGGACGGGGUGUGCGCCGCGGGGACGGCUGGAGCCCGGUGCCCGACGGGGCCGAGCGCUUCGACACGGAGCCGUGCGUGCUGGGCACCAGGGGCUUCGCGACCGGGAGGCACCGCUGGGCCGUGGAGGUGGCCGGGGGGGGGCAGUGGUGGGCAAUGGGGGUGGCGCAGGAGUCGGUCAGGAGGAAAGGGGUCCUGAGCUUCAGCCCGCAGGAGGGGAUCUGGGCCGUGGGGCAGUGGUUUGGGCAAUACUUUGCUUUCACUGACCCCGACUGGACCCCCCUGCAGCUCCCCUGCCUCCCCAGGGCCAUCCAGGUGUGCCUGGACCUCACGGACAGGCAGGUGGUGUUUACUGAUGCCGACAGCGAGGCCCCGAUCUUUGCUUUCUGCCUGGGUUUGUGUCCCGGGGAGAGGCUGCGGCCAUGGCUCUGGGUGGGGAUGGACUCGUGGCUCCAGCUGUGGCCCUGAUGUGGAGGAGCAGGUGUGGAGGCCUGGAGAGGAGAACGGCAUCAUCCGGGGCUUGGUGCUGGGGCUGCAGCACCCCGAGCCCUGCCUGCUGCUGCCCACGGGGCAGGUGCUGGACACGGGCACCAGCAGAGAC